Molecule: messenger RNA, 2008 nt
Organism: Cryptomeria japonica (Japanese cedar)
Lineage: Eukaryota; Viridiplantae; Streptophyta; Pinopsida; Cupressales; Cupressaceae
Product: protein CLT1, chloroplastic
Exons: 10
Coding region: 358-1731 (457 amino acids)
Source: RefSeq, a predicted model, not a curated record
UUAAAAAGGAAGAGAUGUACAAAUUGUUUUCAUUAAUUCCGUCAAAUGCAUAAGCUGGAAGACGCCAUAAAAUCAUGACGUAUGUCCACGACUGGCCAAUCAUACAAUCAUACUAUCAGAUUCUCUUCUGUUACGGAAAUGAAAAAUCUUGAGCUGCUAAAUUAGUCACAUACGCGGGAAAAAGAAGAAGCUGUGGUGGCGAAGUGGCGAAGUGCCAAUUGGGGCGGACCCACUCUGUGAAAAGGCCGACACCCACAACAUUGCCACCAUGCACGGUCACCCACAUUUUUAUAUCAGUUCCAAAUUAUAUAACUUUGAUUGACCACACAGCGGUCAACGUUGGAGGCUUCCUGCCUCAUGAUCAUAGAAUUUUAUAAUCAAGCCACUCAGUGUUUUCAAAUUAUAAUUAGCUUGCAUUUGUUGCAGCUGCCUUUCUCUGAAACCUUGUUGUUUGCAAUGUUUUCGAUCGCCCGAACUACCACUCGGGUUUGUUGCUUUCUCCCUGAUAGAACUGUCGCUCAAUCGAAUUUUCAGAGUAAGGUAGUGUUGCAUGGAGAGAGAAAUCAUGGGAUCUGUGAGGUUAAGCAGAGUUUGGGGAGGCCAUGGUGGGAGCAGAGAGCAGGUCGCAGCAGGGGACCGAUCGUUAAUGUUACGGAGGGAAGGACCAUGAGAGAAUUGGAUGCUGUCAAUCUCAAUGUCAAUUUGAAGGCGAAGAACAUUGAAGUGUUAAUUGCUGCAACAAUGACUAUGCUGUUUGGUGUUGGCAAUAAAGUCUUGUACAAAUUAGCCCUCGUUCCUUUGAAAAACUACCCUUUCUUUUUGGCCCAGCUUGCUACUUUUGGGUAUGUGGUGGUUUAUUUUUCCAUUCUAUAUAUACGGUACAAGGCUGGCAUUGUGACGAAGGAGAUGCUGUCCUUGCCAAAGUCUCGCUUUCUUGCAGUUGGUGCUCUAGAAGCCCUUGGGAUGGCUUCAGGAAUGGCAGCAGGAAGCAUGCUUUCAGGGGCAUCCAUUCCAAUUUUGUCUCAGACAUUUUUGGUGUGGCAGUUGAUCUUGUCAUUCAUUUUUUUAGGACGCCGCUACACACUGAAUCAGAUUUUUGGUUGUUUACUAAUAUCUUUUGGCGUGAUCAUAACAGUUUCUAGUGGAGGAGGUUCAGGUACAUCGUUGCAACAAACAGGAUUUGUGUGGCCACUUUUGAUGAUAGUCUCUUUCUUAUUUCAAGCUGGAGAUACAAUUCUAAAGGAAAUUAUUUUUCUGGAUGCAGCUAAACAACUAAAGGGUGGAUCUGUGGAUCUCUUUGUAAUUAAUUCUUUUGGAUCAGGCUUCCAGGCCUUGUUUAUUUUGCUACUACUUCCAUUUCUAUCAAGACUAUGGGGCGUUCCAUUUGCCCAGCUUCCUGGCUACUUGAGAGACGGAGCAGCUUGUUUUGUAAAUGCUGGAUCUUUAGCAAAGGGAUGUGAAGGAGCUCCUUUGUUGCCACUGCUUUUCAUAUUAGUAAACAUGGGAUUUAAUAUUUCUUUGCUGCAUCUUCUCAAGAUCUCUUCUGCAGUGGUCUCUUCUCUUGCUGCAACAUUUUCAGUUCCACUUUCAAUUUUUAUGUUUACACUUCCACUCCCUUAUAUUGGUGUGGAUUCCAGUCUACCUCCGGGAUUCCUUAUGGGUGCAGCUGUUCUUGUAAUUGGAUUGUUUGUAUAUAAUUUGUCUAAUCAUACCAAGGAGGCUACCAAGUAAAAAUAAUGCAAAUAUGAGAUCUAUGGUCCUUUCAAUUUAUAAUGCUUCAUUCACCAUCCUGAUGAAUGCAAGCAGUAUUGGGAAAUUAAAGAGUUCCAGUGCCUCAAAGGUGUGUCACUGGAAACUUCUGAGCAAUUUUGCUUAAAUAAAGAGAAGACAAUUAACACAAUGUUUGCAGAGGUAUGUUCCGAUUUUGAAAAAUUAUUCAGAGGUCCAAAUAAUCCUUAUGCAAAUGUUGUGAAUGAUUUAUUCCAGUUUCUUUUAGUAUUUGUUACCA